GAGUCAGCUGACAGUGAUCCAUCCAUAAAGACACCAACACAACGCCCCGCACUGCAGUUUCAACCUUUCUCCAGGCGGCUUCAACCAUCGACAAAAACACCAGCACACUGGAAACAGCGCAGUCAUGCUACUACUAACUCUGCUCUUCGUGUCCUCCGCUGUAGCGACACCUCUGCUCGGCACCGAGCAGUGUGCCCGUGGCUCCCCUUACUGGUGCCAGAAUGUAAAGACAGCAUCUCUGUGUGGAGCUGUUCCUCACUGCCAGCAGAAUGUGUGGAACAAGCCACAGAUGAAAACGGUACCUUGCGACCUGUGUAAAGAGGUGUUGAUGGUGGUUGGGAAUUUGCUGAAAGACAAUGCAACUGAGGCUGAAAUUCUUGGGUAUCUGGAGAAGGUGUGUCAGCUCAUCCCUGAUCAAGGUCUGACUGCUGAGUGCAAAGAGAUGGUGGAUAGUUACUAUCCCAUCCUCAUUGGGGUCAUCACUGGGGAACUGGAGGAUCCUGCUGUAGUGUGCGGCGCUAUGGGUAUCUGUAAAUCUGAGCAGAUGUCCCUAGCCAAGGUUCAGGCCCAGGAGGAGCUCGUAUCCAAUGAAAUCCCUGAGAUGGACCUUGCCCAACGUGUUGCCCCCUUCCUGCUCAAUGUUCCUGAGCUUUUGUAUCCUCAAGAGAACCUCAAGCAGGACACCCCAAAACAAGAAGCUCCAGAGCAGGAUGGUGAUGUAGUGUGCCAGGACUGCAUCAAGUUCCUAACUGAUGCUCAGGCAGAAGCAAAGGCCAACUCCUCCUUCAUUGAUUCCCUGAUUCAGAACAUCGAGCACCAGUGUGACAUGUUGGGACCAGGCUUGUCCGACAUGUGCAGGCAGUAUGUAGGGCAGUAUGGACCUGUUGUUGUCCUGCAGCUUAUGUCCAUGGAACAGCAACCCAAGGAGAUUUGUACUCUUGCUGGUUUCUGUUCUGAUGCGAAGAAGUCCGUUCCCAUGUUGAGCCUUCAGGCUGCAAUGACAGUCCCUGCUGCCAAAACUAUACUGGCUUCCAAGCUUUUCCCUGCCACCAAAGUUGAGGCUGCUGCCGCCUCCAGGCCAAUGGUGCGUGUUCGUGAGUCUCCAACUUGUGCCAUCUGUGAGUUUGUGAUGAAGCAGUUGGAAUCCAUGCUGGAGGAUCACACAACAGAGGAGGAGGUUGUUCAGGUUGUGGAGAAGGUGUGCACAUUUCUGCCCUCCUCUGUGAGUGCUCAAUGCAAAGACCUGAUUGAAACCUAUGGCCAGGCCAUCAUUGAGCUGCUGGUGCAGCAGGCUGACCCUAAGACUGUUUGCACAGUGCUGGGACUCUGCAACGAUGCCAGCCGGGCAUAUAUCGUUGCCCUGGACCAGGCUCGUUUUAAGGUUGGUGGCUACUGUGAGGUGUGCAAGAUGGCAGUGAGUUACAUUGAUGGCAUUCUGCAGAAGAACGCCACAGAGGUAGAGAUCGAGGAAGCUGUGAAGAAAGUAUGCAGCUUCCUGCCUGACACUUACAAAACUGAGUGUGACCAGCUGGUUGAACAGUAUGAGCCAAUCCUUAUCCAGCUGUUGCUUCAGAUGAUGGACCCCGACUUUGUGUGUACAAAAGUAGGCGCUUGCCCUGAAGCUGAACGUAAGCUGCUGGGAACAGAGCAGUGCUCCUGGGGACCUGGAUACUGGUGCAAGAACAUGGAAACCGCUAGACAGUGCAAUGCUGUGGCUCACUGCAAACGUCAUGUGUGGGUGUAGAGAACAACAAAUUGACCUGUAUGAGAAAUAAAAAUGAGAAUUUCUGUACUGCUGCUUUCCACUAGUAAUUCAUGUCUGAUCGGCUAAACCUGCUGUGACGUCUAAAUGAACUUCAUGUUUUGAAUGAUGUGGUGGGAAAGGGACUGGGUUUAGCUUUUUAUUUUUCUCUCCAGUUUGGGAGUUUGGGGGGGGGGGUGUUACUUAUGUGAUGGCCUGAAGCUUGGCCAGUUUUGAUUUUUGUAUUAGUUUCAGUCUUCCAUGUUGCUUGCCAGAUAUUGCAAAUUAAACUUAUUUCACCCCUCCCCCACUAUGUAGAUCAACUUCCUCUUUCUACACAGAACUGACUGCAAACAGGUGAACCGAUGCAUUGUUGUACUGGCUUGUCUUUUUUUUUAGCAGUAUAUGUGACCGCUUUAUCAUACAUUUUCUGAUUGUUCUUGUUUUUAUGAGCUGAUGUGGAGGAGGUUUGCACUCUUCUUAAUUUUAAAAAAAUCUGUCUGUAACGCACAGAAUCUCAAACCUGCUUUGAGCAAACUGGCCCAUUGUCAAUUCAUUUGUGAAUUUAAAAAUUAAAGUAAUUCCACACCAACAUGA
Molecule: messenger RNA, 2338 nt
Organism: Girardinichthys multiradiatus
Lineage: Eukaryota; Metazoa; Chordata; Actinopteri; Cyprinodontiformes; Goodeidae
Gene: psap
Product: prosaposin
Exons: 15
Coding region: 125-1744 (539 amino acids)
Biological process (GO): sphingolipid metabolic process
Cellular component (GO): lysosome
Source: RefSeq, a predicted model, not a curated record